Molecule: messenger RNA, 2208 nt
Organism: Schizophyllum commune H4-8
Lineage: Eukaryota; Fungi; Basidiomycota; Agaricomycetes; Agaricales; Schizophyllaceae
Exons: 5
Coding region: 1-2208 (735 amino acids)
Source: RefSeq, a predicted model, not a curated record
AUGUCCAGCAUCUACCGCGCCGCGUCGCCGUACGGGCGCUCAGCGUCCCCGAAUCCGUACGGGGCACAUCCUCCCGCGUCGCCGUACGCGCAGCCGGCGAGCAUUCCCUAUGGCGGGCAGCAGGCGGGGUCUGUGUACGGGCAGCCUGCGGCGGCCUCGGGGUACGCGGCAGCGCCGUACGGGCAGGGCCCGACGACGCCGUAUGCGCAGCCCGCGACCUCGCCGUUCGCACCCACCGCGCCCUCGCCCUACGGCCAGCCAGCCGCAUCCCCCUACGCAACAUCGACGCCCGCGUACGGCGCGCGCGCGGCCUCGCCCUACGCGCAGCCCUCGAUGCUGCCGCACACCCCAGGGCCCACGACGCCCUAUGGCGACCCCGGCAUGGGCGGCAUGGGCGCGCCACAGCCGCAGACGCAGGGCCAGGCAUCCAUCCAGCCCGGCUCGAUCACGUAUACCACAUCCACGGGGCCCGAUGGGCGCCUCGUGUACCAUCCGUUCAAAGCCGUCCCCGCGUCGUACAAGACGUCGACGGGCAUCGUGUCGGGCAUCCAGUGGGUGCCUGCGGAGGCGACGUCCGUCCUGCCGAGUGGCGCGCAGCCGGCGAAUGACGACUUUAUGUCCUCCUGGACGCGCACGGGCCGCCUGAACGCUGAGGAGGAGCGCUCGGUGAAGGAGUGGCAGCGCGAUGAGGACCGCCGCCGCCGUCGCGAGGAGCGCGAGGCGUCACACCGCGUGAGGGAGAAGUCGCGCGUGCGGGAGCGCUCCUCGGUGAGAGGCGACGACUUCGAGCUUGAGAGGGCGCGGGACCGUGACAAUGCAGCUCGCUCGCGCCGAAAGAGCUUCGUCGGGCCUGCCGCGUCCCCGUAUGCCGCCACUCAGACGUACGGUGCGCAGGGCAUGCCCGGUGGCACGAGUCCUUAUGCGCCGCCGGCAUCGCCGUAUGUGGGCAGUAAUGCUGGUGGAUAUGCGGGGAGCACUGCAGGCACUGCGGGAGGGUACGCUGGGAGCGCUGCUGGGGGCUACGCCGGCAGUGCGGCUGGUGGGUACACUCGCGAGCGCAAGUACAGCACGGGCGAGCAGCUUGCGUCGCAUAUGGCAGACCUUGACCUCGACCGUGGUGUGGAUUACAACACGCGUCAGUCGCGCCGCCGUAGUGCUUAUGGUGCUCCUGAUGCUGGAGGUUACUCUACUCGCCCUACUACGCCUGGCUACACUGGUCAGGUAUAUCCAAAGAAUUAUCAGGGCCACAUCAUGGAAGGUCAGCCUAUCCCUCCAGGCCAGCCGUACCCAACUGCGCGCUCGCGUGCCACCACUCCCGCACCGCCCUCGCACACACCCCUUCCCGGCACGACCAGCUCCGCCUACGGCGGUCCCGUAACCUUCCCCUCCGCCGGCGUUGGCGGCGGCGCCUCCCCGAACAUGGGCGGCAAUCUCGCCCUCGCCGGCGGCCCGCCCAUCCUCCCCGAGACGGGCCAGCUCGCGCCGCCCGAGAGCUUCAGCCGCCCACCGAACGCGGCGAUGCCGUACACGCCGUUCGCGAGCCCGAUGUACAUCGCGCAGAUGACGGACAUCGUGCGCGAUAUCCCGCCGAUGCCGCUCGUACUGGGCCCGCACGACGUGUCGCACGAGGACUGGACGCGGAUGAUGGCGGACAUCGCGAGGGCGUGGGCGGGGGUGCUGCCCAUUGCGCAGGAUGGGCGCAAGCAGAAGCGCUCGUCGCUCGUGUCGCAUAUGCUGGAUGCGUGGAACCAGAACUUCUACAUGGCGCGCGGGGUGGAGGUCGUGCUUUACAAGGGCCGCGAGCGUCGUUCAGGCCCGGCAUCGGGGAUGAUGGACGGCGUGCUGCAGGACGGCCGCUUCUCGGAUACGGAGGAAUCCGACACGACGGAGAGCGACCUCGACGACGAGAACUCGCUGACCGGCGCAUACGGCGGCGCUUACGGCGGAGGAGGAGCCUACGGGCGCGGCGCGGACGGAAACUAUGGCCGCAACGCGGAUGGCCUGUACGGACGCCAGGCCGGGAAGGAGGAGCGCAGGCGCCGCCGGAGGGAGAAGCGCGCGAGGCGGAAGGAGCGCGAGAUGCACAAGGUGUACUCCAUCCAGAUUAUUUGCCUGCCGUCGGGUGGUCCGGGUGGUGCUGGUGCUGUUGCGCAGGCUCCGCCGAUGACGCCCGCUGGCAUGGCGAGCCCGUACCACCGUGGCUACUAG